AUGCUACAGGAGAAUAUUCGUCUCUUGGGUGUUGGAAAUAUAAUUCCCCACGCGCCGGACGACGCCGCGGACCUCGCUGCGGUUCUGCACGAGGUAUGCGUAAUUCGCUGGAAUCGCUUCGCUGCUGAGAACCGGCAGCUCCCUCAGGAAACAGGGAGGUUCACCCCUGGGUCUGAGGGCGGGAAAUGGGUUGAGUUCGACCCCAUGAGGUGGUGUACGAAUCUCGAUGAUGACAUGUAUAUCGAGAUGGCGGACGAUGAUCGUCCCCUCGAGUCACUCGUAAUGGGGACUCGCGUCUAUGGGACGACGAAUCAUUUAGCUCAAAUGAACUUGCCGCACGGACAACCGCGGGGAAUCCGAGCCGUCUACGGCUCGGAUUACUCCGCUCCUCGUCUUGGGAGGAGGAGUGGCGCGGUGUUGGGGAGCUUGACGUCCCAACGCCGCGGGGUUGCGAACGACGUUCUCGCCGCUCUCGUCUUGGAACGAGAAGGCUUGACAGCACUGCUCCGUGACAACGGGGUUCGCGGCAGGCCGACGAUUAUUGCUGUCCUCGAUUUACUCCAGGGUCGAUUGGAGAGCCCGCCGUCGCCCGUUCAAAGCGAUGCGGGGCCAGCCGAAGCGGCUACCGACGGCUCCAUAAUGCGCGCUGAGUGA
Chondrus crispus (carragheen) is the source of this 654-nucleotide messenger RNA. RefSeq lists its product as hypothetical. The transcript has a single exon. The record is from RefSeq and is a predicted model, not a curated record. Bases 1 to 654 code for a protein of 217 amino acids. Lineage: Eukaryota; Rhodophyta; Florideophyceae; Gigartinales; Gigartinaceae.